CGGGGCGGAAAGUGAACCUUAUCACGCGUACACAGUGCGUUUUUGAAGUUCGAGAGGAUACUCCUGACAGGGAUGUCCGUCCAUGCUCCGCCGUGCCGGAGGUCGUUUUUCACGCGCUGUUCACUACAUUCUGUGACAUUUCAGUGUGGGCUUUCAGAAAAUUAAGUUAUGGACCAUCAAAGCCACGCAACUUUGGAAGAGCCUGGAAACCAGGUAGAAGCUUGCUGAGGAGCAUGUAUUUCCUCGCGAGCACAACUGCCUUCUUGGAGUCGAACCCAAACCCACUUUGCGCGACUCUGAGGAUAUAAAGUUAAAUGGUUUAAUUCGCUCUCGGGGGAAGCGACGUACAAGGCGGCGGAGAAUGGCCUCGAAGGAACGGCUAUACGAGCUCUGGAUGUUAUAUUAUACCAAGAAAGAUGUGGGUUACCUGCAGCAGUGGCUGGAAACAUUCGUGGCAACCUUCGAAAAGAUCAUCGAUGUGCAAUCCCUGGAGCCACGUCGUCUGGAGGAGUGGAACGCGGAGGUGCAGUGCCUGCCACGGGAGGUGCUCGUCUUCCUGGGCACGCAGCUCUGGCACAGCGUGCUCCACCUGUCGGGCCAGGACCAGAGCAACCCCACCCCCCAUCCACUUCUCCUCAUCAAGUUCUUUAUCAUCAUCUGCAGGAACAUGGAGAAUAUUGACCCUGACAAGACCCCUGGUUUCAUGCUCGAGACCAUCAAGCUGUUGAGCUUUUGCUUAAAUCAGCUGAAGAAGAAGCCCAAGGACCAGAGCACUCUGGAGUCUGUGGUACUGCAUGGCCUGCUGCUGUGUGAAAAUCUCUUUGACCCUUAUCAGACAUGGAGGAGACGGCAGGCAGGUGAGGAGGUCAGCAUGUUGGAGAGGAGCAAAUACAAGUUCUCCCCUCUCACCCUGCCGGAGGAGUUGCCUGCUUUCUUCCACGACUGCCUGCAGGAGAGCGAGCUGAUCCCUGAGCCUCUGCUCCUGCGCCUGGUGCAUCUACAGGGCGCUGUCAUCAGUGGCUGCAAGAAGAACGGCCUGCUCUCCAUCACGCCAUACGCCGUGGACGACCUCAUGUCAGUGCUGCGUACCUGGUGCCUCCGUCCCGCCCCCUCCAACAAGGAGCCCAAGGACCCCCAGUUGGUGCAGCUGGCCCUGCGCUGCCUGACGGCCAUCAUCCACCUCCUCCACAGCAGCAGCCCUGCAGAGAGGCAGCUGGAGAUCAGGAGCGUGCUGAAUAGCUACUUUCAGCUACUGAACUGGAACCGGCCGCCCGCAGGCGAGCAGCCUGACAGCCUGGCCUGGGAGGGCAACCUCAUCACACUGCAAGCGCACAUGCUCAGCGCCAUCCCGGAGAUCCUGCAGUGCCCGGACCGGCCCGUGCUGCAGGCCGUAUUCCUCAACAACAACUGCUUUGAGCACAUUCUACGCCUUAUCCAGAACAGCAAGCUCUAUCAGAGCAGCAGGGCUAGAUCUGAGUGCGAGGCUCAGUGUGACCUCACCAUGCGUUUGCUCACAGAGGCUGAAGUGGAGCAGGUCUGGGAAAAGGGUUCUGACUGCAUCACAGUACAUGCCAUUGGAGUCCUCACUGCCAUUAUGAGCAACUCACCAUCUGCUAAGGAGGUCUUUAAGGAGCGAAUAGGCUACUCUCAGCUCUUUGAUGUGCUGAAGAGUCAAGGGCAGCCCACCAAGAGGCUCCUCCAGGAACUGAUGAACAUGGCGGUAGAGGGCGAGCACUCCCAGGCACUCCAGCUGGGCAUCAGUAACGACCAGCCCCUGCUCCUCCUGCUGCAGUGGCUUCCCGAGCUGGGCUCCCGCCCCCUGCAGCUGCUGGUCUCCCAGUGGCUGGCGGCCGUGUGCCGGGGCACGCUGGCCUGCCGCACCGUGGCUGUGGAGGCCGGCCUGGUGGGCCGCCUGCUGGAUGUGCUGGCUGAGCCGGCCACGCGUCUGGACCGCCAGUGUGCCGACGCCCUGCUGGGGCUGCUGCAGGACCUGGGCUCGCUGUCCCUGCAGCCAUGCGAGCUCCGCAGCUUCCUGCGGCUGCUCCGGACUGAGCCCGGCUCACCGCCACACCCCUACUGUGUACGGGCCAUCCGCGCCCUCUCUGCCAUGGCGGCCCGAGACGACAGGGGGGGUAGUGCUCUGCAGUACUUCGACCUCACGCCGCCCAUGGCCGGCAUCAUGGUGCCCGCCAUCCAGCGCUGGCCGGGCAGCGCCUUCGCCUUUCACGCCUGGCUGUGCCUCAGCCCCGAGUUCCCCCCGCCCUCACAGCAGCAACACCACUCAGAGUCACACGUCACCACUGCCGCUGGUCAGGACGGCACAAUCCUCAUGACCAAGGGCCCACGCCGCAAACAGCUCUACAGCUUCUUCACGGCCAGCGGCACAGGCUUCGAGGCCUUCUUCACCAUACAGGGUGUGCUGGUGGUGGCUGUCUGCACCAAGAAGGAGUACAUGGCUGUAUCCCUUCCCGAGAACCCGCUCAGCGACUGUGCUUGGCACUCUGUAGCCAUUGUGCACGUUCCAGGACGUCGGCCAUUCGGGCAGAACCUCAUCACUAUCUAUGUGGAUGGCGUCCCGUGUAAGACAGCCCAGCUGCGCUUCCCCUCUCUCAGCGAGCCCUUCACCUCCUGCUGCAUCGGCUCAGCUGGCCACCGCACCACCACCACCACCACCGCGCUGCCCACGCCAUCCCCACCGCUGCACUCUCCCUCCGACCUGAUCUUUCCCUCCCCCGCCAGCCCUCCCGUGCUGGUGCGCUCGCAGUCCGUCCCGGCAUCCUUUGCAGCCGUAGCCGGCGGCCGCUGGGCACCGGGCCGGGACACGCCCGUCCACACCAUCCCGGCUGGCCUGCAGGACACCGAGUGGGGCUCUCCUUCGUCGCUGGACGGCCUUCUAGCCACCGCUUUCAUCUGCCAUGAGGCGCUGCAGCCGACGCAGACACGCGCACUCCACACAGCCGGCCCCAAUAAUGUGUCCCUGUUCAAGGCAGACGGGGAGCUGUCAGAGCUCUGCAGUAAACUCUUGCUGUACUACACCCCACAGGCCUUUAAAAGCCAGAUCUGUCUGGACUUGUCUCCCAACCAUCUGUACAAUGGCAGACUGACGGGCCACAGGGUGGUGAACUGGGACAUCAAGGAUGUGCUAAGUUCCGUCGGCGGUAUGGGGGCUCUACUACCCCUGCUGGAGCAGGUGUGUGGGCUGGAGCAGGGUGACUCUUGGGAACAGGAGACAUCUGAACUUCUGGGCCCAGAGCUCACUUCAUCUAGGGGCCCGGCUGGCAUGCUGUUGCCCCUGGGCAAGUCGUCUGAGGGCCGUUUGGAGAGGAACAGUGUGGCUGCGUUCCUGCUGAUGGUCAAGAACAUGCUGCGGAAUCAUCCUGUCAAUCAAGAGAGUCUUAUCCACUGCCAUGGCCCAACUACCAUAGGAGCCAUGCUCAGCAAGGUGCCCAGCAGUAUGAUGGAUAUGACUGUGCUGAUGGCGUGCCAGUUGCUGCUGGAGCAGGUCUCCAUCGAAGGCAACAGCGCUCUGCUCUCCCAACUCUACCAGCAUCUGCUCUUCGACUUCCGCAUCUGGAGUCACUGCCACUUUGCCGUGUGCCUCGGUCAUGUGCAGUAUCUGUCUUCUGUCUUGAAAGAGAGCAAGCAGAAGAUCCGUCGGAAGUACGGGGUGCAGUACAUCCUGGACUCCAUUCGUUCACACUACAGUGUGGAGAGGGAUGGCAGUGCUCUGUCAGAUGAAAGGCAGACAGUGCAGAUCUCACUCUUCAAUCUACUGAAAGAUUUCCUGUCCAAGUCACCCACUACUGAGGAGCUGCACAGUGUGCUUGCUUACACUGCUGUAAUACAGGAUGAGAAACAGGCUGUCCAGGUGUUGGAUGUGCUGUAUGCUGUGCUCAGGAGCAGUCAUCAGGCCCUGGCCGUGCUGCUCGAGUGGGGAGCGGAGCAGCUCUACUGUCUGCUGCUGAAGCCCCACUUCAGAGACAACGCCCGCGAGAGGGUCUUCAGGGUCCUCUACAAAGUCCUGAAGAGCGAUCGGGUACCGGAACGCAACAAACAGCGCAUCAAGCUACGAGACUCCAGCUACCUAGGCCUGGUCUGCUUCCUGGAGGAUGUCCCUGUCACCAUGACCGUUAUCCGCUGCCUGUACGAGCAGGUGCUGGCCACAGAUUCCUCGCCCAACUUCAAGGACCUGUUGGCAGUGGUGUACCUGUCCCAACGGGCGGACCUUGCCGUCCGGCUAGACAUCUGUCGCAAACUCUUCCACCUGAUCUACUCCAGUGAGGACUACGUGAAGCAGAUGGUCCGUCACCCAGGCUGGCAAGAUAUCCUCACCAAGCUCUAUGUCAAAGAGUCCUACGAGUCACGCUCCACCAGCCAGUCGAGUGCCAGCCCACACACCUCCCUAGAGCCCACACCCUCCCAGCCUCUUCUCCGCAGGGACGACAGCAUCCCAGAGGAUGGCCACGGCGACAUCUUCCUCCGCUACGACUCCCGGCAGGAUGAGGACGAGGAUGACGAAGAGGAGCAGGAUGCAGCAGCACGCCGCUUCUCGGACCUGUCGCUGUCCCCGCCUCCCGGGGACCAAAGGAGCCACGAGCACUCGCUCAACUUCAAGUCAUUCGACUCAGUGGAGGAGGUCAGCCGCUCAUCAUCGCUGUCCAACAUGGUGGACAUUCCGUCCUCCUCGUGUGUGUCGGGAGAAGAGGAGGGAUUGUAUAACCCGCUCUCGCCUUUUGGCACCUCGCCCCUUAUGCUUGAGCUGGGUGGGCAGAGGGGCUCCCAGGCGCAGGCCGGCAGCCCGCCGGGCACGCCGUCACCGCUGGAGCACAGCAAGCCCUUCCUCGGCCUGCGGCCUCGCAAGAGCUCCAGCCUGUCCAACGUGCUGGACGACAACAUGGAGCCUCAUACCGUCGACAGCAUCUCCAACAACUCCAACCCACAGACCCCAGAGGAGGAGUUAUGUAACCUGCUGACUAACAUCGUGUUCAGAGUGUUGUGGACAGGCACAGACGGCUCGGAGGACGUCAUGUGGAGAGAGAGGGGCCAGGUGUUUUCUGUUCUCACCAAGCUUGGCUCCUCCUGCCAGCUGGUUCGCCCACCCGACGACAUCAAACGCAGUCUUUUGGAGAUGAUGUUGGAGUCGUCUCUUUCAGACUUGCGUGAUUCUCAGGGCAUGACUCUACCCCAUAUUCCCUCCUUGCUCCGCCUCCUCAGACUGUUACAGGACUUCCUGUUUGCCGAGGGCACGGACAAUCAAACACUGUGGAGUGAAAAGAUCUUUGAGGGAGUGGUGAAUCUCCUGGACAGGCUCCAGGCAUGGCACACCACCCCAACAGCCGCCGCAGGUACGGAGCUGAAGGAGAUGGCCCAGAUCGGCCUGCGCAUCAUCACGGGCUACAUACAGCAGCACAACGCACAGGUGUGUGUGAUGGCGUGUCUGAAGUUGCACAGCCUGCUGCAGAAAGUGCUGUGCCUGUCAUGGGAGGAGGUGUGUUUCUUGCUGGGGCGGCUGGGAGCCGCCCUGUGGUCGGCGGGCAGCGGGGACCCGUCAGACGGAGGGCCGGGCACAGAGGCGCUGCUGCGGCCACUGGUGCCCGUGGUGCGAACGCUACUGGACCAGCAUGCUGACCCCACCAAACUGCAGCAGCUGCUGCCCAACCUGCCCCCCACCAACGGCAGCCCCACCUUCGCCCAGGACCUACAGGCCUACUGCAGCACGGCAGAGUGGCAGCUCUUCUACCAGAGCCAUGUGCUACCUACAGUGGAGCAGUACGAGGUAGACACAUUCGGGAAGAGUCAUGAUCUAAUGUCCAACUUUUGGAACUCGUGUUUUGAUGACCUCAUGAGCACAGCCCAGAAGAGAGAGAAGGACAGAGCAGAGUGCAGGGCCAAGUUUCAGGAGCUGAUUAUAGACCAGUUUUUAAAGCGCGGGCGCAGUGAGAACAGUCGCUAUGUAAGUGCGCAGAAGCUGAGUAACGGCCAGCAGGGGGUGGUGUGGAAACACUGGAAAUCCCUACGCAGACUGCUCACCAGCGAGAGAGGAGCCUGGGCAAGGAGGGAUCAGCCCAAGGUGAAGUGGAAGCUGUCUAGUGUGGAGACCUACUCCAAGAUGCGCCUCAAACUUGUGCCUAACUACAGCUUCAGCCAGCACAGCGAGGCCAGUGCCCUCAGGGAUAAUAUGGGAGCUGAGAGCCCUCGUAGCUCCACAGAAUCCCUCCCAUUGGCUGUUGCUAAGGAAGCUAAAGUGAGUGACAUGGAGGAUGACCAACUAGAAGAUGAAGACCUUCUGUACAUUGACAACCAGGUGGAGGAGGGCGAGGAGGAGAGUCAUAAAGAGAAGCUGGUGCUCUCGGAGGACUGCGAGCUCAUCACGACCGUGGCCGUGGUGCCAGGUCGCCUGGAGGUCACCACGCACCACAUCUACUUCUAUGAUGGCAGCAGCGAGAAGGACGAGACGGAGGAAGGCAUAGGCUUCGACUUCAAACGUUCGCUGGCCCAGCUGAGAGAGGUCCACCUGAGACGCUUCAACCUGCGCCGCUCCGCCCUGGAGCUCUUUUUCAUCGACCAGGCUCACUACUUCAUCAACUUCAAGAAGAAGGUGCGGAACAAGGUUUAUACCAGGAUUCUAGGCCUCCACCCUGCUAAUCUGUUUUACUUUGGCUCCCGCUCCCCUCAGGAGCUCCUCAAAGCCUCCAACCUCACUCAGAAAUGGGUCUGCAGAGAGAUCUCAAACUUUGAGUAUCUCAUGCAGCUAAACACCAUCGCUGGCCGCACUUACAACGACCUGUCCCAGUACCCUGUGUUCCCUUGGGUGCUGUGUGACUAUACAUCUCCUUUGUUGGACUUGGAAGACCCGGCUGUGUUCAGAGAUUUGUCCAAGCCCAUUGGAGUGGUCAAUGACCGUCACGCCCAGAGCGUCCGAGAAAAGUAUGAGAGCUUUGAGGAUCCUUCAGGCACUGUGGAUAAGUUCCACUAUGGCACACACUACUCUAACGCUGCAGGGGUCAUGCACUACAUGAUCCGCAUGGAGCCCUUCACCACCCUGCACAUCCAGCUGCAGAGUGGCAAGUUUGACUGUGCAGAUAGGCAGUUCCACUCAGUAGCAGCUGCAUGGCAGGCGCGCAUGGAGAGCCCUGCGGAUGUGAAAGAGCUCAUCCCUGAGUUCUUCUACUUCCCAGAAUUCCUGGAGAACAUAAAUGGGUUUAAUCUGGGCUGUCUGCAGUUGAAUCAGGAGCAAGUAAAUGAUGUGGUUCUGCCUCGCUGGGCCUCUUCUAGGGAGGAUUUCAUCAGAAAACACCGCCAAGCACUGGAGUCUGAGCAUGUGUCCGCCCACCUGCAUGAAUGGAUUGACCUCAUAUUUGGCUAUAAACAACGGGGCCCUGAGGCUGUGGAGGCACUCAAUGUAUUCUACUACUGCACAUAUGAAGGUGCUGUGGACCUUGACGCCAUAGCCAAUGAGACAGAGCGCAAGGCCAUGGAGGGCAUCAUCAGCAACUUUGGCCAGACGCCCUGUCAGCUUCUUAGGGAGCCCCACCCUCCCCGUAUGACAGCAGAGACCGCGUCCAGACGGCAGGCCCGUAUCGACACUCUACCCCCAAACCUCUUCGAGCAGCUUGACAAGCUCCGGCCCUUCGUGGAGGUGGUGAGUGAUAAGGUGCCCCUAGUGCAGGCUGUGGUGCCCCGGAACCAGACCCGCUCCUUCAUCAUCCAGGGCUCAGACGUACUGGUGACUGUGAGUGCUAAUGGCCAGAUUGGAACCCAUAGCUGGCUGCCCUAUGACAAGAAUAUUGCCAACUAUUUCACCUUUUCCAAGGACCCCACAAUGAACAACCCAAAGACCCAGCGCUUCCUGAGCGGGCCCUUCUCCCCGGGCGUGGAGAUUGGGUCCCAGGUGCUGGUGGUGUCCAGCGACGGGCGUCUACUGUUUAGCGGGGGGCACUGGGACUGCAGCCUGCGCGUCACCAUGUUGGCUAAGGCCAAACUUGUCGGCCGCAUCUGCCGCCACAUCGACGUGGUGACAUGCCUGGCUUUGGACCUGUGUGGGAUCUACCUCAUCUCAGGCUCGCGGGACACCACCUGUAUGGUGUGGCAAGUCCUACAGCAGGGGGGUUUCUCCAGUGGGCUGUCUCCACGACCGGUGCAGGUGCUUUCUGGUCAUGAUCAGGAGGUGACCUGUGUCUCCAUUAGCACUGAGCUAGACAUGGCUGUUUCAGGGUCAAAGGACGGCACCGUGAUUGUGCACAGUGUACGGCGGGGUCAGUACCUGCGCACCUUGCGUCCACCCUGUGAGAACUGUAUUUCAGCCAGUGUAGCCCAGUUGCAGGUGGGCAUGGAAGGCCACAUGGUGGUCCAGUCAGUACUGGAGGGACGCUCUGCUGGGAAGGAGAAGUAUGCAUUGCACGUCUACUCUGUGAACGGCAAGCUGCUGGCGUCCAUGGUCCUGGAGGAGCCGGUGUCAGCGCUCUAUGUGGUGUGUGACUACCUCAUUCUGGGCACACUAAAGGGCAACCUGUACAUUCAGGAUCUGUUCAGCUUAAAGAAGGCUACGAAGCCCUUGGCGCUGAAAGUCCCUAUCUAUAGUAUAUCAGUCACUAAGGAGAGCAGUCACAUUCUGGUGGGCCUGGAGGAUGGCAAGCUCAUCGUGGUGGGAGCUGGGAAACCGGAGGAGGUCCGCUCGGGGCAGUUCUCCCGGCGUCUGUGGGGCUCCACGCGCAGAAUCACUCAGGUGUCCUCUGGAGAAACUGAGUACAACCCUUCCGAGAAUGCUGGGAAAUGAGCAUCACACACACGCGCGCGCACACAAACUUUGUGUGCCGUCACAAGGACUCCUCACACAUGAACCAGAGACUGGGCCUCAGCACACGUCUAGACGCCAGUCCUGGCCUGAUUUGAGGCCUGGGGUCUGCUGUUCCGCUCCAAGGCAGGAACAAGGCAGAGCUGGCCAAAGCUGCACUUUUUAUUUCUUGCUAAAAGGGAACAGAACGUUUCUAUUUUAAGACAUUUUGGACAUCUUUUUUAACAGAAUCCAUUCCAAAGAUCUUUGAGAAUUAGAUGCAGAUGAACUUGUGCGUGCCUGUAUAAUGUGCAAAGAGAGGGUGUGCUCUACUGGCUAAAGCUCAAAGCCAUGGCUCUGUCCUCCCACACAUACAUACAUACACACACACACACACACACACACACACACACAUCCUUCUACUGCGCAGAUCUUUCUCAAGCUGCUGGACACGGCCAGAGUGUGAUGCUGGCUGGAAAGGCCAUCUCAUCUGGAAUAGGUCCAACGUACACGGCCACCCUGCCUCUGCCUGCCCUGGUUAUCCGGGGCCAGGACUGCUAUGCUUGAAGGCUUUUGCUGUAUAUUCAAGAACAAUGAGCACCAACAAAUGUGGUGAUGGUGUGGCCCUGUGAAAGAGAGAAGAGACUGUUUUUGUGCGUGUGCGUGUGUCUGUUGGGUUUUCUGUUGAUCACAUACUGAUGCUUGUUGCUGAGCAAUAAUUCCCAUGCUGGUUAAAUUGGAAUUUAGUCUUUUUCUCUUUUGCUUGAAGAUGUUUGUUAAUGUGCUAUGAGCUUGAUUCCCAACACGUGCCUUAAAAGGUAUUUUAUAACUACACUGUUACACAAUUCUGUAUUUGUAAUGGCAGUUUUUAUGUUUUGUCCUGCUGAUGACACAGUUGCUUUUAUUGUUUUUAGAGUAUGAAUAUGUAGCUCUCGUCACUGUUCUGCCUGAUGGAGACAUGCCUUGCAGAGUCUGGACAGACACAAUGUUGUACUGAUAGGGCUGUGUAGGAAAUGUGGACUUGGCUCUCAUUUCCUUUGUUAUGCCCAUUCUGUGUGAACGUUUUUGGAAAAUUUCCAAUGUCAAAAUAUUCCCCUUGUUCCUGCUUCUGGACUUCAUCUCUUUCUGAGCACAUUCACCCCUUAAUUCUGUCAAGUGCCUCAAACUACUGUAUCCCUCAUUAGAAAAGAAUGUGUUUGCAAUGUGUGCUCUGCUUAUUUGACUGUUUUUAAACCAGUUGUAUGAAUGUGUCUUUUGGCGUUAGGCAGAAUGCUAGCAAUGUGUCCGCCACUGGAAUGUUGGGUUUUUUUUUCCCCCUCUCUCUCGUUCUUUAAAGCCUUGACUGCUUUGAAGCGAUCUCUGAGCGAGUGGUGUCUGUGUAACACGUGGGAAUGCGGCCCGGACGGGUCCGAGCUCCAGCACCGUCCCGUCUGCCUCCGUGGGGUGGCUGAGGCCAGCACCUCACAGACGUGAGGGAGGGACGCUUUGUCCUGCGCAAAAUGGCACCCCACCCCCCCUGCCCUUCGCACUUGAGUAGACAAACACUGGCACAGAAGGAAUGUUUGAUGUGUUUUAGAAAAGGCUUGCGCAUGCUGAAUGCUGUUUGUUGGAAUGCACGUUUCCCCUUCCCAACACCAGCUCUUCCUGCUGUCCAAGCAGAAUGUCAUUUAGUGUGGUUUUAUAGUGUAAUGCUGAUAUGUGGAUGUGCUGCCCUGAUCAAGCCAUAAAUUAUGCAAAGAUUUUAUGUA
This is a messenger RNA of Electrophorus electricus (electric eel), 10521 nucleotides long. RefSeq names its product neurobeachin-like 2. Gene Ontology annotation, biological process: intracellular protein localization. NCBI's taxonomy places the organism in Eukaryota, Metazoa, Chordata, Actinopteri, Gymnotiformes, Gymnotidae. Gene Ontology annotation, cellular component: membrane; cytosol. The record is from RefSeq and is a predicted model, not a curated record. Gene Ontology annotation, molecular function: protein kinase binding.